This is a messenger RNA of Schistosoma curassoni, 273 nucleotides long. NCBI's taxonomy places the organism in Eukaryota, Metazoa, Platyhelminthes, Trematoda, Strigeidida, Schistosomatidae. The record is from the annotation of a GenBank genome assembly.
AUGGCAAUAAAUAAUCUGUUUUUCGCUACUUGUCUGCCAGAUUGUAGAUCAGCAAUGGAAUCACAAGUGUUAAAUUUGCAAGAAGAACUAUGUCGUUUAUGUGCAUCAAUGUACAUUAGUGGUGUAAGUAGUGAUGACAGUAUGAACGAAGUUGUCAGCGGUACCACUACUAACGCUACUGCUAAUAACACUACGACCAAUAUAUUAGAUAAUAACACUCGUUAUGUUGGUGACAGUGAUGUACUUCGUUUUAGUAUAUACUUAACAUCAUAA